Saccostrea cuccullata (small rock oyster) is the source of this 2919-nucleotide messenger RNA. RefSeq lists its product as uncharacterized. The transcript has 2 exons. The record is from RefSeq and is a predicted model, not a curated record. Bases 68 to 2422 code for a protein of 784 amino acids. Lineage: Eukaryota; Metazoa; Mollusca; Bivalvia; Ostreida; Ostreidae.
UCUCUGAAAUCCGUUAGAGAUUUAAUACAGUCGUGUGAACAAGCAUAUACAGAACUUUCGCGCAAGUAUGUUGAGUAUCUCAGAACAACAAACAGUACUCUGUAAAGCAAAUUUGAUUUCAAAAAGAAUAGACUCUUUAUUGAAUCCCCCACCACCUUCCACUUCACAUAGUCGUUCCUCUAGCAGGAAUUUUGUGAAAUCAAACAUUAGCCUUUUAGAACGGAAGGAAGCAGAGCUACGUGCAGCUGUCGUGAAGAAGAAAUUUCUUGCGGAAGAAGCUAACAUUAUUCGCCAGAAAGCGGAACUGGAAACAAAGCUGAAGGCGAUCAAAAUUGAAGAGGAGAUAGAAUCCAAACAGGCGGAAGUUAGUGCUCUUAAAGAGCACAGUCCUGAACUCAACCUCCCAUCAGACGACGCUUUCUCACGCACACAGCAAUACGUGGAAAGUUUGCCGAAAGGACAACGUCGGGGGUCAUAUCUUCCGACCUUCCCACCGACUAUCACCCCACCUUUGCAAGUGCAACCUACCAGACUGUUCAAUGAACCACAAAGACAGCCAAAUACUCAGACUGCGUACUCUCUGCCAGAGCUGCCAGAGUUCUCUUUGUCACCUCUACCUGUGAUACUACCAAAUGAAACUACUCAACACGUUUACGUGAACAGUGACAAUCAGCCUAGCGCUCCGAUUGAGACCCACAUUGAAAACACUCCUAUGAACCCAACACAUAGGGAACCAAUUAUGGACAUGACAAAGUUCCUUCUGAAAAAGGAUCUCAUCCUAUCAAGAAUUACAAAGUAUGAUGACAAUCCAAGUUUAUUCCUUACCUGGAAACUUACCUUUAGGAACAUCAUGGAGGACCUGAGUGUAACCCCGUCGGAGGAACUUGACAUGCUUGUACGAUAUCUCGGCAAUGAAUCCUCAAGACAGGCAGCAACCAUAAGGAAAUGUAAUGCCAACGACCCGGAAACCGCCCUGAGAUUAGUGUGGGAGAGGCUUGAAGAGAGAUAUGGGGCACCCGAGUUGAUAGAAAGUUCUCUCAGACGUCAGAUUUCAUCGUUUCCAAAGAUUGGGAAUCAGGACAUGAAAAGACUCUACAAUCUUCUGGAUUUAGUGGAAGAAAUAGCUUCAGUUAAACGACAGUCCCAGUAUGCAUCCCUUUUUGGAUACUUUGAUUCUCCCACUGGCAUAAAUCCGAUUGUUACAAAACUUCCUACAUCACUACAAGACAAAUGGACUGCCGAAGCGACAAAGUACAAGAAGCGUGAGUCAGCCAUAUAUCCGCCAUUCACCUUCUUCAUCAACUUCUUGAAGGACAUGGCUCGGAUGAAGAAUGAUCCAAGUUUUAACUACUCAUGUUCUGAUGGUGAGAAGCCCUAUGUGAACCAUCCAAAGAAUUUCCAGAAAACAACAGUAGUUGCUGCCAGGAAAACUGAAACACAGAGUUCUUCUAAUCAUGUUUUGACUGAAAACAAUGACUUGGCUCGGUGCACUCUUCACAACUCGAAUCAUACCUUGAAUGAAUGUAACAAGUUCCGGUCCAAGACUUUUGAAGAAAGAAAGAAGUUUAUCAUGGCUAACGGAAUCUGCCUCAAGUGUUGUGGACCUAACAAACAUUACGCUAAAAACUGCACGUCUUUGGUAAGGUGCGGCUUGUGUAAUCAGUCCUCUCAUCCAACAGCACUUCAUACUGACAAUUCGAGUCCUCAGAAUCACAAGAGAAGAGAAGAUCAUGGAGGGGAGAAAAACCAUGAAGGGGAGCAACGUCGACAAACAGUCACAAUUUCUUGCACCAAAAUAUGUGGGACAGUAAGAGGGACAAGUAAAUCUUGUGCAAAAAUUCUGCCAGUGAAAAUAUACCAUAAGGACUCUGCCAGUCACUUCAGAAUUGUUUAUGCUAUGUUGGAUGAUCAGAGCAAUCAUUCCCUAGCAGCACCCUCACUCCUUGAUGCAUUCAAUGUUGGCGGACCUGAGUAUGAGUACACUUUAACAUCUUGUUCAGGUUCAGUUAUGUCAGCAGGAAGAAGGGCUCAAGGACUCGUCAAGGAAGCCCUUGAUGGCAGUAGUUCCUUUGAUCUCCCCACAUUAAUCGAAUGCUCGGAUUUACCUAACAACAGGGAGGAGAUACCUUCACCUCGUAUAGCUGAACAAUAUUCCCAUCUAACAGAUAUCAAAGACAGCAUCCCAGAGUUGAUUGAGACUGCUGAGAUCGAGCUACUGAUUGGACGAGAUCUCACUUCAGCUCAUGUAGUAGAGGACCAAAGACAUGUGACAGGAUGGUCUGUUCCCUUCGCUCAGAAACUUCCCCUAGGCUGGGUAAUUAUUGGGCCCAUUUGUCUAGAUGCCAUUCAUAUGCCCCAUAAAGUGACAGUACAUAAAACAUGUGUUAAGCAGUGGCCGUCCUUCAGUAUUCCAGCCUUGUGAUAGCAAGCUACUGGUUAAGGACAGUAUCUUUUUAAAGACAGAUCAUGAUGAGAAAGUUGCCCCCUCAAUAGAAGACACAGCCUUUCUUGACAUUAUGGACAAAGAAUUCAAAAGAGAUUCAGAUGGUUAUUGGGAGGCACCUCUUCCGUUCCGGAACCAAAGGCAGCCAUUACCAAACAAUAAACCACAGGCCAUCAAUCGAGCGCUGUCUCUUGAUCGAAGUAUGAAACAGAACCCUACAAAGAGAGAACAUGUGUCAAAGUUCAUGGACAAAAUAUUUGAGAAGGGGCAUGCAGAGGAAGCGCCACCUUUACCCGAUACCAAAGAAAGAUGGUACCUUCCUAUGUUCGGUGUUUAUCACCCGCAGAAAAGGGAUUCCAUACGAAUGGUGUUUGACUCGUCUGCGAAGUUCAGCAACAUCUCGCUCAAUGAUGUCCUUCUUAAAGGUCCAGACAUUACGAACAAUCGCCAAGGCAUCUUACGUUUUCGACGUGAGA